ACUUUUCGGUAGAGAAUAGACAUAACCUCAAUUUUUUUUCGAAAAUGAAAUAAAAUUUAAUCUCUCGCGAGAGAAAAUCACGGGAAAUUGGCGUGAAAAUGAAGGAAAACAUCUGCGAGAGGAUAGAGAAUGAUGAAUUCUUCCAGAGUUUCCUCCGGGAGGGAGUGUCGAGUCAUCAGCCGGAACCCAGCAAAGUAUUCUCCUACACGGAACAAAUUAAUAAAUUAUCCGAAGGACUAGAUGCCCUGGCCACAGAGCUACAGAGUCAGGUACGUGAGCAACAUGGGGCUCUCCUGCAGCAGGCAAGUCAUGCUGGGAAGCUAAAUGGAACUCUGGAGACGGUUCAUGGGCACAUGAUGAGCCUCGUAGCUGCAGCCAAUCGCCUAAAGAACCACGUAAAUGCCCCCUAUGUGGUUCUGGAGAAUAAAACCAAAGUCCUGGGGAGAUUGCAUGAGACAACACACAUUCUCCGACAGGCAGGAAUCUUCCUUCAGCUACACAAGAAACUCCUGGCCACGAAGGAAUUUGAGAAGCAGGCAGUGAUUUUUCACGAAAUCGACUCUCUCAUCCAGGAUGAGGUGCUGAAUAGUGUGAAGUUCCUCCGGGAGGAGAUCACGCACGUUCAGAGCAAUCGCCGGAAGUUGAUUACCCUGGCGGACAAGGAGCUCAAUACAGCGCUAAAAAAUCUCAAUGUGGACACAGUUCAGCGGAGUUUGCAGAUCUUCUCGAACUUGCAGAUCCUCCGGAAGUACAUUGAUGAUCUCCUGGAGACUUUUAUUGGGGACAUUCGGCAAUCAAUUAAGGAAUGCUUCACAGCUCCGGAAACAAAGAUUCCCGGAACACGGGAUGCCGAGCAGAGGGCUGCCGCAAAGGGUGGUGGAAUGAAGGCUCCGGGAAAGGCACCAGCUCUCACGACUUCCCUGCACUUCCGCGCAAAGCUCUGGACGGCCCUGGAGUGGCUAUUUACGGAGGAAAUCUUCAACUACAGCUCCCAGAUAAGAUUCCUGCAGAAAUGUGUGAGGAAUAGUGGGCUAAUGGAUGCAGAUAUGGAGAUUGAGGGGCACUGGUGGAAGGGAUUGCAGGAUCUCCUCAAGGUCUCAUUCAGCAAGUGCCCACCACACAUUGGGCAAUGCCUCCAGCAGGGACUGCCCAAACUCGUGGCGGAGACAAAGAGUUUGUUCACAAAACUUCAAAUUGAGUCGCCUUUUGAGGAGGAGAUUUAUCAAUCACUGGAAGCGGGUUUCCUGGAGAAAUGCGGAAGUAAUCUCAAGGCAACUAUUGCCGCUGUUGAUGUACCCACGGAAGACACAAUUGAUGCCCUAAUCCGGGCUGCUUCCACGGAAUUGGGUACAGCAAUUGUGGAUCAACGUCUCUGUGACAUGGUAACCAAUGUGGCGAUUUCCUGCAAUAGGGAUGUGUGGAAUAAACUCGAAUCCAGCAUAAAACUCGGCACGGAUUCCAAGCAAAUCGUUGACAUUCCCAAUACAGCCCAAAUCCAGAACACAACCAUUGCAAAUCUCAUCAGCUACCAUGCUGAUGCAGUUGGGAGGAUGGUGGAGAACUUGGGGCAGACUUAUGCCACGUCCGGGAGUGCCAAACGCCUCCUGGAGAACCUCCAAGUUGGGCAGAACUUGGUGCUGGCAAUUCUGCAGCAAAUCUUCGAUUCUAUUGCAUCAGCUGUGCACGAUAUCAUGAUUUCCAUGCACAGGGAGCCAGCACUCAAUGUCAGCACCUCCAGCAGUGUCUCCUUGUACAUGAAAGAGCUCCAGGAGUUCCUGACACGCGUCUGGGGGGCACACAUUGGUCCUUUUGCUGACAAGGAAACAGUUGGGAAGUGUGGAAGGGAGCUGGCAUGCCGGUGCAUUGAACUCUUCAUCCGGAACGUUGCCAUCCUUCGGCCAUUGUCACAAAUUGGUCGGAAUAAGAUUCGUAUUGAUUGUCAGCAUCUGGAAGUAGUGCUUGUGGGGAUCAUUGGUGACUUGGGAGCUCUGGGAAAGUCCUUCCGGGCAAUUAGGGCAUUCAACACCAUCCUCACGCUGACCCCGAAAGAAUUGUCUGAACAUUCAAUGGAUCCGGACAAUCCCAUUCCCUCCUACAUCCUUCUCCUCAUGAUGUUCAGCUUUGCCGGUGCAGAUCUCACCAGCCCCAAUGUUACAGCUGGAUGGUCAAAUGAGAAGCUAAUGCAAUGGCUUGAUGGACAUACAUCCAACAGGGAGAGGCUUGAAUUAAUUUCCGGCGCCCUCCACAAGUACCGGAACACAGUGAGGCAGAAGAAUAUCACUCAAUACGACCCGGUCUAUCCACUAAUUGCUUCAGGAUUGGAGAAAGCACUCCAGAGUCUCUGAUAAAUCGGGAAAUCCCAAAAGUGAGGUUAUGUAGUGGGAAAUUUCAAAUUUCCCGCGUUCUUGUAUUGUCAAUAAAAGAGAAAGUAA
Molecule: messenger RNA, 2432 nt
Organism: Lutzomyia longipalpis
Lineage: Eukaryota; Metazoa; Arthropoda; Insecta; Diptera; Psychodidae
Gene: fws
Product: conserved oligomeric Golgi complex subunit 5
Exons: 4
Coding region: 99-2345 (748 amino acids)
Biological process (GO): intra-Golgi vesicle-mediated transport
Cellular component (GO): COG complex
Source: RefSeq, a predicted model, not a curated record